Messenger RNA from Oldenlandia corymbosa var. corymbosa, 981 nucleotides. The record is from the annotation of a GenBank genome assembly. NCBI's taxonomy places the organism in Eukaryota, Viridiplantae, Streptophyta, Magnoliopsida, Gentianales, Rubiaceae.
CUUUAUUGCUGGCCGACCACCAAUGCAGCAACAACAACAACAAAAAAAAAAAAAAAAAAGGGAGAAAAUCAGUGCUUAUAAAUAAACUUCUCAUUUCACUCACAAUUCUCAACAGUUUUCUUGCAUCCCAAAAAAGCACAAUUUCAUAGUUCAUUCAUUCAUAAUCAAAAAGGGUUUAUGGCAAGGGUCAUCGUUCUUGUCAUUUUCACCAUUUUAGUGGUGGCAUUGUUCUCUACUACGGUUCAAGCACAAGAUGACGUCACGUGGGCAAAGAGAGUGGACACAGGCAAAGAAGUGGUAACAACGAUGGAGUUCUAUUUCCACGACACACUCAGCGGAAGAAACCCAAGUGCGCUCAAGAUAGCCCAAUCUGCCACCACUAAUUCUUCUCAGACCGGAUUCGGUCUGGUCUUUAUGGCGGAUGAUCCGUUGACUGUUGGACCAGACCCGAACUCAAAGCUCGUCGGCCGGGCUCGGGGAAUCUACGGAUCGGCUGGUCAGACUGAUGUGGAGCUUAUCAUGGUCAUGAGCUACGGGUUUUUAGAUGGCAUUUACAACGGUAGCUCUUUUAGCCUUCUAAGUGCGAAUCAGGCUCUAAACCCGGUUCGUGAAAUGGCGAUCGUUGGUGGUACCGGUUUGUUUCGGUUGGCUCGUGGUUAUGCGAUCGCUCAAACCUACUCGAUUGAUCUAACCACGGGUGAUGCCGUUGUCGGUUAUAAUGUCACAAUAGCUACUUAUAUUUAGGUUCUUUUUUCAUAUAGUUUUGGAAGAUUUUUUUCUGUUGAUUAUUGAUAAUUUUGUUUGCGUAAUAUGAAUAAUCAUAGAACCAAUUCCUUUUAUCAUGCUACAGAGGAUAUAGAGAUGGUAUUUCUUAAUUUGAAUGAUAUUAAUUAAGUAUACAUUGUUAUAUACUUCCUAGGAGUAUACCCAAAUUUGUAAGUGAGGGAUUUUACCAACAUUUAAGUGAGAUUUACUAAGGUG